Salarias fasciatus (jewelled blenny) is the source of this 576-nucleotide messenger RNA. RefSeq names its product WAP four-disulfide core domain protein 2-like. NCBI's taxonomy places the organism in Eukaryota, Metazoa, Chordata, Actinopteri, Blenniiformes, Blenniidae. Bases 35 to 442 code for a protein of 135 amino acids. The record is from RefSeq and is a predicted model, not a curated record. The transcript is spliced from 4 exons. Gene Ontology annotation, cellular component: extracellular region. Gene Ontology annotation, molecular function: serine-type endopeptidase inhibitor activity.
GGAGAGAAGUGAAGAUUUGGAGUGCAACACCGACAUGGAGAAGAUCUACUUGACCGUUUCCCUCCUGGUUUUUGCCUUUGUGCACUUUGGCCCAGUUUCUACUCUUUCAGGUCUCAAUCCAAGAGGUUGUCCUCAUGAGAAGAAUAGACGUUACGGCAUGUGUACCUUAUUUCCCGGAUAUUCGUCUUGCUUGACGGACGAUGACUGUUCUCGUGGACUCAAUUGCUGCAGCUACAGAUGUGGAAGAAAAUGUGUGGCACUGGUGCCAAUUCCGGACGUAAAACCGGGACUGUGUCCCGAUUUCGAUGAUAUGGCUUUCUGUGAACACGAGUGCGAUCAUGACUAUGACUGUGAAGCAGACCAGAAGUGCUGCAGCAAUGGAUGUGGAAAUGUAUGCACGACACCCUUUAAGGAUACUGACAACUCCUUGAAAGAGCAUUGAUAUCCAUGAGAGCACAUUAACUGUGACACAACUGGUGGACAUGCCGGCUGAGAGUCCUGCUGAUUUGAGAACAAUCUACAUCAAAGCUGAAUUUUAUUAUUGAUUGUGCUUACUUUCAAUAAAAGAAGUCACUA